Molecule: messenger RNA, 1554 nt
Organism: Bombus terrestris (buff-tailed bumblebee)
Lineage: Eukaryota; Metazoa; Arthropoda; Insecta; Hymenoptera; Apidae
Product: sperm-tail PG-rich repeat-containing protein 2-like
Exons: 11
Coding region: 1-1554 (517 amino acids)
Source: RefSeq, a predicted model, not a curated record
AUGGCACACGAUAGAACAAAAAGAUUUCCAAAAUUAAUUACUCAGACACCGCCUAAAAUUGGACCUGGAACUUACGAUAUAUCGGACUUGCCAGAGCCUAAAAGGCAUCUUGCUGAUUGCUAUCCCUUUCUCUCUGGAUCAAAAAGGAGAACUAUUGCUAUAUCGAGAGAUGCCGAACGAUUACCAGGGCCUGGCACGUACAAUAUAAAAGAACCUCAACGACAUAUACCAGAACAUGCUAGAUUUAAGGAAAAGAUACCCGAAGGACCGGGUCCAGUGGAUUAUCACGUAGCUACAGAUUUAAUUAAGUCACGAAAAAUAAGAUGUCAUCCUGGCACCUGGAGAGGUCCUGCAGGAAAACUAUGGCUAACUCGACCUCCUCGUUCGAUUAUUCCAAAUCCUACGUCAAUUCCAGACAAAAAUUACACGGCGUAUAGUAUCAACGAAAAUGGAAGCUUAGUAAAGAAUCCUCCCUUCAGAAAAAAAGCAACUUUCUUUUACAACGUCCCACGAGGAGAAACAAAUGCCACCACAUUGCUCUACAAAGGAAACUUUUGGAGCAGAAUGACAGGGAGAAUCGAGCUUCCACCCUCACUGACACCAGGUCCUGGAGAUUACGAACACGAAGCGAAGAAAACAGCCGCGCAAGCACAAGAUGAAAAAGUAAGAGAAGCGAAAAGGAUAAGUUCUUGGCAGCCACGUUUCCUUGAUACAAUGUGCAGAAAAAAAACCCAAGAGAAUUUUCCAGCCCCAAAUGCGUAUAACGUAAAGGGCAAUUUCGAGAAAUUCUUCAAGAUCGAUUGCAAAUGUGACCCUUACGUCACAGAACCACCCCCUUUUGGUCAAACUGCUAAGAGAUUCGAAGAUAAAGCGGAAUCUAAUAUACCUGGUCCAGGUAAAUACGAUUCUCCUGUUCCAAUCAAAUGUACAGGCUCCAUUUACCCUGCGCCAUUUGGCACCUGUGUUGGUCGUUUUCCAAAAAUUUCUGACGACACUGGGCCAGGACCCAGCGAUUACCAUUCGAAAGUCGGCAACUUGGCAUACGAGUCAGAGAGGCGUUACCGGUACGCUUAUUUAAGACAACUGCAGCCACGGAUUUACCUCGAGACAUUUUGCUACCCAAACGAAGAGGAUUAUAAUAAUGCGUGUUCUUCAGAGAAAACUGAAGAAAAGAAGAGUGCUGUUUAUCAUGCUGCUUUCAAAUCUAAAACAGAGAGAUUCCCUAAAAUCGAAAAGACAGCUCCCGAUUCCGGCGCUUACGAGGUCUUAACGGCUUUCAAGGCAAAUCGUGAUAAAUGUGAUUUCCUCUGUCCCCGAUUAGCUCCUCCCUUCGGGACUCGCAGCAAACGACUGCCGAAGAGUCCGCGUGACAUCAAAGAUACGCCAGAUCCAACCUAUUAUAACGUGAUCACUGAUAUAUCAAAAAACGUGAAGGGUGGUGUAAUUCCAGAAUCUGAGAAGAUCGCAGAAAUUUCAUUCAGUCCGCCACCAACUCGCUACUGCAUUGAUAGAGUCGGUUAUGAAUACUUGGACAUUGAACCCGCCGGAUUAUGA